ACGCUGUAACCUCCUCCAGCCUCGUCCCCUACCUCCUCUCUCCAUCCAUCCCACUCCGAGUCCCUCAAAUUUGGUCUAUGCAUCGAGCCAAUAGUCGUCAGCGGGAGGAGUUCCGAGCUGAGAGCGGGGGGAACCCUACUCUGAGAGGGGACCAGAGAUUCUGUCUGGGUCUGUUUGACGGAGUCUUAGGAGAGUGACUUGGGUCAGAGUUUCAUGCGGGACCGGGAUUCAUGGUUACCUCCUGGCACAGACGCGAGAUGCCACCCUCGGCGAGGAAAUCGAUCAAGGAACGCACGCUGUUUUCACUGACCUCAUCUCUACCAUGCGGAUCGAGGCUGAAGGGAGUGCUGUGCAGCCACUUAAAGUCUCUCUGGAUGGUGCUCAUGGCUCUCACUGUGCUCUGUGUGGCCAUCCAGAUCCUAGGAGUCGUCUGGCAGUCCAGGUUAGAGUCCGCUCGUACUCUACACACAGUAGCCGUCAGGAACAGUAAGAUGUUGAGCGAGAAGGUUCUGAAUUUGCGCUUCACCAUCGACAUCCAGAGAACUCCCCCAGUGGAGCACUGGGACUGGGAACGCCUGCGCUCUUUGCCCUCCCCCGUGGUAGACGAGGACGUGAAGCCUCAAGAACAGAGCGUUUCCAAACGACAGAGACUGGCGGAGUAUCAGCCCGGCAGAGAGGAGCCAGGCCAGGAGUGGAAGGUCACAGAGCUCUCCAACCCUUUCAGUACAGUCAAAGACCCAAGGAAGCAGGCCUGGGAUAACGUUCUAGCUUUAAAGGCAGCCCUGAGUAAAGUCACACUGGGUAAUAAUGUUCUGCACUUAGGGGUUCCUUGGUCUGUGGCGCUCAGGCCAGAGGGGGCACUGGGUCAUCCUGCUAGCAGAGGGCCACCCACCUUGCCUGGCAACCCUCUGCAGCACUACUCAACUCACCGGCCGAAAAGCAGAAACAGUCCCGCCCUUCCGGGCACCGCUCUCCCCCACGCUCGCAGUGCCUACGGCAACGACGUCGAAUCUUUAGUCGCCGGGCCGCCGAUAAACACGGCGGGACCGGGGGACGCUACUUCCACCUGUCAGCGCAAGAACCACAUAGUCUUCCUGAAAACUCACAAAACAGCCAGCAGCACCAUCCUGAACAUCUUGUAUCGCUACGGUGAUAGCCGGAAUCUCACCUUUGCCCUGCCGCUGAGUAAGCACAGCCAGCUGUUCUAUCCCUACUUCUUUUCCUCACACUUUGUGGAGGGCAUGAAAAGUGGGAGCGUCAAGGAAUUCCACAUCAUGUGCAACCAUAUGAGGUUCAGACGAGCUGAGGUUGUUAAGGUAAUGCCCCAAGACACAUUUUACUUCUCCAUUCUUAGAAACCCUGUGGCCAUGAUGGAGUCUAUCUUCAUCUACUACAAGAGCAUACCAGCUUUCAACAAGAUAAAGAGCCUGGAUGACUUUUUCGACAAUGGCUCUCGUACUUUUAACACAUCCCUUUCGAACAACCAUUACGCCCGAAACAUCCUGACCUUUGACUUUGGCUUUGACAACAAUGUUGCUGUGGAGACUACUGAAGAUCUGGAGAUGCGGGUCGCCAUGACCAUCAGCGCUAUCGAGCAGGACUUCAACCUCAUCCUUAUCUCUGAGUACUUUGACGAGUCCAUGAUCCUGCUCAAGCACGCCCUCUGCUGGUCACUUGACGAUGUUGUAUCCUUCAAGCUAAACAGCCGGAGCGAGCGGACACGGCACACACUCUCCCCGCAAACCGCCGACAAGAUCCGGGCCUGGAAUGCCCUUGACUGGAAACUGUACCUGCACUUCAAUGCCACCUUCUGGCGUCGCGUGGACAUUACGGUGGGGAGCGAGAAGAUGAGACAGGAGGUGAAUGAGCUGCAGGAACGACGUGCUGAACUAGCCAAAACCUGCCUGCAGGACGGUGGUGCGGUAGACCCGUCGCAAGUGAAGGACGUGGGGCUCAAGCCUUUCCAGUACGGGGCGGCUGUCAUCCAGGGCUACAAUCUGAACCCCGGGCUGGACGGGCCCGCCAAAACACUUUGUCAGAACCUCAUCACUCCAGAGCUGCAGUACACAGACAUUCUGUACACCAAGCAGUUCCCUGAUCUGGUUGCCAAGCAGAGGGAUGCCGCCAAACUGGCUGCCUCACAACUCAAGCCUGGUUCAGCCAAGGUCAGCCAGAACCGAGUGAGGGAAGCCCGGCACGCUAGGACAGCCAGGAGCAGACUCAGAAGUAUUCGGAACCAAAAUGCCCUGGUUCUGAGUGCCCAGUCUAAACACACUGCCCCUAGGAGCAAAAGGAACAUGCCUUGAGGGGAGCGGGCACUCUUUCAACACAGAUGGUCCCACUCUGGUCGGUUGCUGAGCACGACCAGUUGGCUGACUCGGGUGGCUGUAAAGGAUGCUUUGUAGCCAAUGAUACUGGACCUUUUUGGUGAAGUGGGUGAAACUGAAGGAGGAACAACUGGAGCGCAUCUACCAUGACUGUCCCGUCUUGACUGGUUGGACCGGACAAAGCCUUCAUGGCGCACAUCUUCUUAACCGGUGGUUUACAAUACAGAACCCAGGGAACCCACGUACUACUACUUUUUUAUUCUACCUCGUCGGUAAUAGCGCUCACCUGGUGUCUCAAGUCUAAAUCAAUCCUUUAUUGAAGGGCUAGAAUAAAAAACAGUGGUACUCAGGUUCCUGAGGCCAGGAGUUGAGAACCACUGUCUUGAACCAUUUCAUUUAAUCUCUGAUUUGACUCUGUCACACACUGGGUUUUGGAACCAGUGCUAUGGUUUGAAUCAAAUGCUUGUAACUAUUUAUUAAAUUGAAUGGGGUUGGGUAUAACUUGUAAUGCAAUGGGCUGUACAUGACUCUGCUAACAGUGAAAGAGAAGCAGCACCUACCCUGUACUGGAUAUGUCUACUCAGUUAAACAGGAACUAUCUCAGGGCUCAUUUAUCUGAGCUUCACUCAGAGCAAUGGUGAAUGAAAUAUAGGACAUUACGGUAAAUAUCUAUAAAUUUCACGGAAAUGGGUUUCCCUAUGUAAUUGUAAAUUACAUGUUUUUAUGUGAAAGCACAUCUAAGCUAUCAGAAUUCUACCGAAAGAGAUCCAGAGGUUCUCACAUACUGUAAUAUUAGGUCCUUCCAUAAACGUUUUAUGCAGAAUGUUUUCUUGAGUUUCCACUUUUAGGUCAGUUACUGCGAGAUUGGGUUACUGGAGGCAAUUGAUUCACAUGGGAGAUAGCAGACCACUGAGGAAAGAUUUUGUAACCAAGGAAGAGCAAUGGAGCGCUUGAUUCUCUAAAAUGGGAAUCACAUUAACAUAUUAUAUUUCUAAGAAUAUUAAAUGAUUUGUAACUUUAAAUUAAAGGGGACUUUGAAAUCAUACUGCACUUUAGUAAGAAUAUACAAAUUAAGUAAAUGAAGAAUUAAUUACAACGAAUCUUGAUUAUUUUUAGAGAUAUCACAAUACUUUGCAUUUAAUGCAUUUAAGAUUGUUGGGUAUUUAUGUUUAUUUUAGAUUUUUUCUAAUGUUUUCAUUGUUAUGAUCUGUGAUGUUGCCAAUUACUCAGUAUGCACAUUUGGAAUGGUGAAAUAAAAUGUAUG
Messenger RNA from Esox lucius (northern pike), 3591 nucleotides. It is a transcript of the gene gal3st2, whose product is annotated as galactose-3-O-sulfotransferase 2. The record is from RefSeq and is a predicted model, not a curated record. Lineage: Eukaryota; Metazoa; Chordata; Actinopteri; Esociformes; Esocidae. Gene Ontology annotation, cellular component: membrane. The transcript is spliced from 4 exons. Gene Ontology annotation, molecular function: galactosylceramide sulfotransferase activity. The coding region runs from base 231 to 2306 and encodes 691 amino acids. Gene Ontology annotation, biological process: glycolipid biosynthetic process.